Kwoniella botswanensis is the source of this 777-nucleotide messenger RNA. RefSeq lists its product as uncharacterized. The coding region runs from base 1 to 777 and encodes 258 amino acids. Lineage: Eukaryota; Fungi; Basidiomycota; Tremellomycetes; Tremellales; Cryptococcaceae. Gene Ontology annotation, biological process: U4 snRNA 3'-end processing; rRNA catabolic process; poly(A)-dependent snoRNA 3'-end processing. The record is from RefSeq and is a predicted model, not a curated record. Gene Ontology annotation, cellular component: cytoplasmic exosome (RNase complex); nuclear exosome (RNase complex); nucleolus. The transcript has 4 exons.
AUGUCUUCAUCUAGGAUAGAAAUACUAAAUGAUGGAGGACUACGACACGAUGCGCGACGACCGUACGAACUACGUUCGACAUCCUUCCAACUUGAUACCCAUCCAACAGCCGAGGGAAGUUCGACGGUCACACAGGGUCUGACGACGGUACAAGUAUCUGUAUUUGGACCUCGAGAACCCAAAUCGAGAAGUACGGCGAGUCAUGAUAAGGCUAUUAUCAACGUUGAAGUUGGGGUCGUACCCUGGGCUCAAGGAGGGGGAGGAAAGAGGAUAAGAGGUGAUAAACGAUUACAAGAGAUUGGAGCAUCGAUAAGACAGACGUUCGAACCUGUCAUAAUGACCCACCUAUAUCCCCGAAGUGAAAUAUUCAUAAAUGUGCAAGUACUAUCAGCAGAUGGAGGAAUUCUUCCAACCGCUAUAAACGCCACCACCCUCUCAUUGAUAUCAGCCGGUAUAUCAAUCACAGAUUACGUCUGUUCCGUAUCAAUAGGUUUACAUCUCACUCAACCUCUACUGGAUUUAUCAUACCUCGAAGAAAACGAUUUACCGAAUUUGAUCUUGGCGUCGUUGACGAAUUCGGGGAAAAUAACGCUUGCUCAGAUGGAAACGAGAUUACAUCUAGAUAGGUUUCAGGAGAUGUUAGAGUUGGGCACGGAAGCUUGUAAAGUGUUAAAAGAUGAGAUGGAUCAGGUGGUAAAGGACAAUACCGGCAGGUUAGUGGAGAGGAUGAAUGUUAGGGUCGGUGGUGGGGUUGCGGGUAUGACGGUUGAUCAGUAG